AUGGCUUCUUCCGGUGCGGCAGAAGCUGCGGAAGGGACGGAGCGCGCGGAGGAACAGCAGCCGUUGAUUAUGCAAAUAGUUGUACGGAGUGAUUUAUUGGACACGGAGAGCUGGGGUAUCGGGCCGUUGAUGGCGCAGGUAUCUCAUGCGACUGCCGCAGUGCUGCAUGAGACGAGGGAGAGACCGGAUACGAUCGAGUAUCUGAGUGAUUUGAGGUACAUGCAUACGGUAGUCCUACAGGUCUCAUCAGCGUCCGCCAUUCUCGCACUCGCAGACAAACUGUCCACACCACCAGUACCAACCAAAGGCGCGCCCGCAUCCACACCACCCGCUCCGCUCCCACCCUUCCACCUCUGGAUCGAGCAGCCCGAAAACGAGCCGAGCUGCCUCGCGCUUGCACCCAGCAGACGCGGGGACAAGGCCGUGCGGAAGGUGCUGGACAAGGCGGGCGCACGCGUGUGGCGGUCGUGA
Peniophora sp. CBMAI 1063 is the source of this 471-nucleotide messenger RNA. The record is from the annotation of a GenBank genome assembly. Lineage: Eukaryota; Fungi; Basidiomycota; Agaricomycetes; Russulales; Peniophoraceae.